Molecule: messenger RNA, 1564 nt
Organism: [Candida] anglica
Lineage: Eukaryota; Fungi; Ascomycota; Pichiomycetes; Serinales; Debaryomycetaceae
Source: the annotation of a GenBank genome assembly
UUGUUUGUAAGGUAGAUUUCCUCCAUUGAUUGAACGGCUAUAAAAGAAAUGUCUCAAGCACAUGCUAUGCAACCUGGUGCACAGGGGAUGGCCGCAAGACCACGCGAAAACCCUGCCCCCGCACCAAUCAUGUCGUACACCCCAACCGACAUAACUAUACCAACAGCCCUCUACAAUAAAAUCCCAAACCUUGAACUUUACAAGAAGCUUCAAGAUGCCGAACGUAAGAUUGAUCUUCUUACUACAAGAAAGGCUCUUGACUUCCAAGGGAUUCAAACAAAAACCACCCACCCUUCGUCAUACCAAAAGCAAACUGGGAUUCUCCGUGUUUUUGUAUACAAUACUUGCGAGAACCAACCAUGGCAGAAACAAUUAGCCCAAGAAAAAGGUAUUCCUGUAGCUGACCCAUCCGCGGAAUCGUCAUGGACCUUACGUGUUGAGGGAAGGUUCCUUAAUGACAAGGGUGAGCCAGAAAGUUCGGCUCUGGCCCACAGCUUCAGUAGUUUCCUUUCUGGGAUCUCGGUGGACUUGGUACCAAAUGAUAAUUAUCCAAACCUUCAAAACUCACAAUCUAAUGUCAUUGAAUGGCGUGAUCAAAGUCUUGACCAUCAACCAGACAUGAAGGUUGCCUCAAGUGGCCGUCAAGCAGCCUUUGACGGAUUGGACGUUAAGAGGAAUGGGGUUUUCAAAAUCAAGUGUAAUAUUGCAUUGUUGCCCAAGAUUCAAUCUUCUCUUCUUCAACUCAGUACACCAAUGGCUCAAUUUGUAGGGAAGCAAGAAUGUAGUCAACAGGAAGUAAUCUAUACAAUUUGGCUGUACGUCUUGUAUAAUGAUUUGCUCAAGAAGUCAGAUUCAUAUACCAAUGUGCCUGCACUUUCAGUUACUGGUGGUAAUGGGGUCCUUGGUAACGAUGAUAAUUCCGACCUUACCGUUGUUGAAUGUGAUGCUACUUUGAGGAAACUUCUUAAUGUGCCUUCCUUUAGAUUCACAGACUUAUACAAGGUAAUUCAACCACAUUUCAAACCAAGAGAACCAAUUGUGCUUUCCUAUGAAAUAGACACUGGAAGAUCAACCACUUUAGGAGAUGUCAUCAUUGAUAUUCCAGUGGACCUUCCUUCCACUCUCUCAGAAUUCCAACAAGGUGUAAUUGAAUCAAGUAAGGCAAUCUUUGAGAAAUUGACUGCAUCAGAUGCUCUCAUCCAAAACUUAAACACCAAAAUAUCUUUAGGUGUUGUUGCUUUACAGAAUUCAAAUGCUAGAGAAUUGUUUUACCGAGAACUUAGUGAAGAUCCAGUUAAAUUCAUGGAGAACUGGAUACAAAGUCAACUGGAAACUUUCAAGGUGUUGAAGAGUGACGAAGGAUACGACGAAGAAGUGGUACGUAGAGCGGAGUACUACGAGAAGAAUGAACAUAUUCUCAGAGAGAAUAUCAACUUACUCUUGGGUUCUGGUAAAAUCUAGAAAAAGUUUGUUUUGUAUUAUAUUAUUAUUAUAAAUGAUUAUCCAUUAUAUUGUUCGAUUUGUACUGUGAGUGAUACUAUAUAGACUAGUAAAACAUGUCUAU